CCCUGCAUCCUCGCCUCGCUCCCUCUCUCCUCGCCCGCUGGGUGCUGAAGUUGGACGGAUGGCAGCGAGCAGGCUCCGCUAGAGGACCGAGCAGCCCAGCCUAGCGCCCCCGGACCUGUCCGUGCGCUGCCCGCACCUCCAGGCUCCUGGCCAAUCCAGUACUCACGCAGCUGAAAUGCGAAAAAGGCAGCAGCCGCAAAAUGAAGGAACGCCCGCCGUGCCCCAGGCGCCUGGAAACCAGAGGCCCAACAACACGUGCUGCUUCUGUUGGUGCUGUUGCUGCAGCUGCUCCUGCCUCACUGUGAGAAACGAGGAAAGAGCGGAAACUGCAGAAAGACCCACGCACACCACCAAGAUGGAGAGCAUCCAGGUUCUAGAGGAAGAAGGGCAAAACCCCACAUCCGAUGAAGUCCUGUCCUGGUCUCAGAAUUUUGACAAGAUGAUGAAGGCCCCGGCAGGAAGAAACCUUUUCAGAGAGUUCCUGCGGACAGAAUACAGCGAAGAGAACCUACUUUUCUGGCUUGCCUGUGAAGACUUAAAGAAAGAGCAGAACAAAAAAGUAAUCGAAGAGAAGGCCAGAACGAUAUAUGACGAUUACAUUUCGAUCCUAUCACCUAAAGAGGUCAGUCUCGAUUCUCGAGUUAGAGAGGUGAUCAAUAGAAAUCUUCUGGAUCCCGAUCCUCACAUGUAUGAAGAUGCCCAGCUUCAGAUAUAUACCUUAAUGCACAGAGAUUCUUUUCCACGGUUUUUGAACUCUCAAAUUUACAAGUCAUUUCUUGAAAGUACUGCCGGCUCUACUUCUGAAUCUUAAUUUUCGUUUUCAAAUGUCUCUGGGGAGGGCUGGGAUGGGAAAUAAACGUAGUUAAAUGAACACCAGAAGCUGAGUUCCUGGAGAACUCCAGUCUAGCAUUCCUCAGGCUACUGUGAAAAUACAACCAGGUGGUCUUUGUCUCCAUCUUUACCAAGGUCAUCCAUGGUUAAGUUUGGACAAAAUACCACGUAAAACAAUGAAUUGCCAAAUUAAGUUCAUUUCCUUGAACACUCACUCUGCUUGCAAGCAAACUGUAUUCGUAGUCCCACCAACAGUCUCCUAGUGUAUCUCCAGAGACUGCAUGUGCAAAGUAAAACUGCUUCAUUUGCCACAUCGUUGUUGUAGUAUUUAAUCCAAUGGCAUAACUUAUAUCUGUAUUUAAGGACUUUUGUGCAAUAUGGUCUUACAGAAAUCGAUGCCAAAAAGUCGGCCGUGGUUUGCAUUUUUAAAUAUAAUCCAAGACAGAAAAAGCCAAUUUUUAAAUUGUAACAGUGGUAUUCCACCUGCUACAUACUGUGUUCAGUACACUAACUUCGAAUCCAGUGUUUCUGACCAUGGGAAAAAAAGAGCUAUUUGUCUCUGUUCGUUGGGAAAUCCUAAUGGGGGAUUCCUCUGGUGGUUCCCUGCCAACGCUGUGGCAUUUUCAUCACAGAAGGGUUGGUUGUGUAAAAAAAUAAUAACGUGAAAAGAGAAAAAAAGCACAAAAUAAUUUGGAGACAUUCUCUCUCGACAAAUCAGAAUGAUAUUGUUUUUCAUUGUAACAGAAGAAAACGAAUCUAUGUAUAUAUCACGUGUCCAAUACUGUAAUUAAUUUAUUAAAGACUGGCUCUCCAGUUCUAAAA
This is a messenger RNA of Phyllostomus hastatus (greater spear-nosed bat), 1653 nucleotides long. RefSeq names its product regulator of G protein signaling 17 (gene RGS17). The transcript has 5 exons. The coding region runs from base 176 to 811 and encodes 211 amino acids. NCBI's taxonomy places the organism in Eukaryota, Metazoa, Chordata, Mammalia, Chiroptera, Phyllostomidae. The record is from RefSeq and is a predicted model, not a curated record.